This is a messenger RNA of Sinocyclocheilus rhinocerous, 3495 nucleotides long. It is a transcript of the gene sema4f, whose product is annotated as sema domain, immunoglobulin domain (Ig), transmembrane domain (TM) and short cytoplasmic domain, (semaphorin) 4F. Gene Ontology annotation, biological process: negative chemotaxis; axon guidance; neural crest cell migration. Bases 615 to 3023 code for a protein of 802 amino acids. NCBI's taxonomy places the organism in Eukaryota, Metazoa, Chordata, Actinopteri, Cypriniformes, Cyprinidae. Gene Ontology annotation, cellular component: plasma membrane. The transcript has 14 exons. Gene Ontology annotation, molecular function: semaphorin receptor binding; chemorepellent activity. The record is from RefSeq and is a predicted model, not a curated record.
CCUCUGUUGCCUAUUAGAGAUUAUUCAGGCGGCUGGAAAGCGAAUUCACGCUUUUGGCUUUCUUUCUUAGGCUUGUACAUUUGACUUUCUGUUGUAUAUGUUUUUGAAAUCUCACACUGGACAUAUUCAGAUAUCAUUUACUCGGACAGGAAUAUCGGAUGGUCAAACGGGACAAUUGAAUUUGUGUUCAGCACGGGCUGGAGGAUUUAAACGACAGGCUACAAGCGCGUCUUCUGCUUUAAGCUUCUGACAGCGAAUGUAUUACACAUUGGAUUCAACUUCGGGAAAGUUUAACAUUUGCUCGGAAGCAAGCAGAUUUGGUUUCUACCCAUAUUGUGGGAUGCGCUGAAUUGCGCUGGAGAAUAUUUCGAGACUCAAAGAAAGAGAACACCGUGAACGUUCUGAAUUUCUGUUCUAUUGUCAAAUACAAGAAUAUGCUGACUUUAAAUUAAUUUAAUAGAUAUAAGCAUCGAUAUUUCAUAUCUUAACUAUUUAAUCCCCUUAAAAUCUGCGUGGCCAAAUCUACAACAUUCUUGCUAUAAUGACCUGGAGCUGAGACUGGAAAUAAAGGACUGUCUCCGAAUUUGUAGAAGAGCGGUUCGGGUUGUCGGAACAUGAAGUCAGUUACCGGUCUGUUUGUUGUAAAUGUGUUGCUGUGUUCAACGAUCUCGUCCUGGAGCGCGACUGCCAACAGCUAUGGAGCAGACAUUUCUAGGCUUGGUUCUGCUGAUUUUGGUGGCGUAAAUAACUUCAGCACCUUCCUAUUGGACCGUGUGUCUGGGAUGCUGUACCUUGGUGCACGGGAUGCAGUCAUCGCUGUGGAUACUGCUAAUCUAUCGAAGAGGAAGAUGAUUGAGUGGAGUGUUCCAGAAGAAAAGAGGAAAUCUUGUGUUGCUAAGGGAAAAACAGAGGACGAUUGCAAGAACUACGUCCGCCUGCUGGAGUUUUUGGGUGAGGGAGGCAUAUAUGCCUGUGGGACCUUUGCCUUUGACCCCCAGUGUGUAUUUAUUAACAUCUCUUCAUUCUCUCUGGAGAAACAUGAAGAUGGUAGCAUGAAAAUGGAGACGGGGAAGGGGAAAUGCCCCUUUGAGCCCAGCCAGCAUUACACAGCAGUCAUGGCAGGAGGGAUCCUUUACACUGCUGCCACAAGUAACUUUCUAGGCACAAUGUAUGACAUUUCCAGGGCAACAGGCAUCGAGCAGGAACGCAUCCGCACUGAGCAAUCAAUCAAUUGGCUUAGUGAUCCAGAGUUUGUCAGUUCUGCCUUCAUCCAAGAGGAUGAGAAGAACAAUCCUACUGGGGAAGAUGACAAAAUUUACUUUUUCUUCACUGAAGUAGCUAAAGAAUAUGACCUUUACGCCAAGGUCAAAGUACCCCGAGUGGCCAGAGUCUGCAAGUCUGAUGUAGGUGGUAUGAAGACUUUGCAGAGGCGGUGGACGACGUUUCUGAAGGCCCAGCUGGUGUGUGAAGAUCGAGCAAGUGGACAGCGAUUUAACGUUCUGACUGAUGUGUUCACUGUACAGCACCAGCCUGGAGACCCCAGCAGCACACACUUCUAUGGCAUAUUCACCUCACAGUGGGAAAGAGAGGAGCUGUCAGCCGUGUGUGUGUACAGUCUGGAGGAGAUCACUAAGGUGAUGAAUGGACCCUUUAAAGAGCUGAAAAAGACCUGUGAGAACUGGAUUAACCCAGAGCCCAUACCAACACCCCGACCAGGACAGUGUUUGAAUAGUGCUCUGAUGGAGCAGGGCUUUGAGUCCUCCCUGAAGCUACCUGAUAAAGUGCUAACAUUCGUGCGUGAUCACCCGCUUAUGGAGAACAGUGUGGUGGCAGCACCCCUGAUGAUCAGAAAUGGCAUCACAUACACUAAACUUGCCGUUACCUUAACAAUGGCCUCCAGUGGCCUGAAGCAACACAUGACCACUGUUUUGCACCUUGGAACAGAUCAUGGAGAGCUGCACAAAGUCGCUGUAGUUGGUCCGAAUGCAACUCUUAUUGAAGAAGUCCCUCUGUUUUCUGCACAGGAGCCAGUGAAUAACAUAUUGCUAUACAAAGAUGAGGCUCUGGUGGGCACUCCUCUCUCUCUGGUGAAGUUACCCAUAGUGGGUUGUUCUCUGUACUCUACCUGCGAGGUGUGUGCACGUGCCCGAAGUCUUGGCUGCGUAUGGAGGCAUAAAGAGGGAGAUUGUGCUUUGAAGCCUGGUGAAGUGGUAGAAGCAGAUGAUUUGGUCAGGCAAUGCAACAAAGGUGAAGGUCUUUGCUCCCCGCCUGUAAUUGAAAUGCGUGUUGUAAAGGGUCUGCGUGUCCUGCUUUCUUGUGUGCAACUGUCUCCUCGUCCCUGCCACUGGGACCAUCCUCCACAUAGUCACACCCGCCGCCACAACAAUGACCUGGAGGUGCAGGUCACAGAGAAGAGCCUAGGCACCUACGUGUGUCUAUGUGAUGAAGUAGGCAGAGAUCAGCCACCCUGCCGCAGAGCCGAGUACCAGCUGACCCUUGACAACCCCAGCAUGGAGGGGAAUGUGGCCAUUGCAGGUGGCCGACACUUCCUGGCUUCACACAUCAUUUUUUUCGUUGUAGGUUUUGUAUUGGGUGGCAUCCUGUUGUUUCUCAUUUACAAACGGCAAGGUGGAAUGAGAGGGGGCGGGCACUCAUCAUCCACGUUGGAAAAGGGGCGGGACUUGCUUCCUUCUACAGACACACCGCAAUCUCCAAGCAGCGCCAGUUUGUUGUCAGAGGCGGUUCCAUUAACCGAGAAAAGGAACGGGACACUGAACGGUCACGGACACAAUAUGCACCCGGCUGGGCACAACAGCAGGCAUAUUUAUUCUAACUCCAGUGGACUGAAACUGCAGGAAUCAGCUGUGAACCUAGCAGAGGAGCUGGAUGGUAGAGAAAGGGCGGGGCCAGAUGGGGAGGAGGAAGGAUUGGGGGAGGGGCUAAGUGAGAUGGAGGAGGAUUUUUCUAAGACGCCUUGUCUAAGAGGAGCACCUCUGGCACAGUGUGAAGAAAGCUCUAUCUAAAGACCAGCACACACGUGAUUUUUGAGACUACACUCUGUGAAAGGCUCGCAAACACAGACGGAGGGCUGGAGGACAAGAGGAAAGCAGACAAUCAAAGAAACUGAUACACAUUCCAAAUAAGCGAUUAACAUACGCCACCGCACAAAGAAACACACAAACAAAUAAACUGCAUUUGUUGGAGGCUCCUCUACUACUCCUUUACAUCACUGUCCAGUCCAUUCAUUCCUGUGUACAUGACAUGCUGUGUAGAUCUGUGUCUAUACUACUGUUUCUGCAUGUAUUUGUUUAGACGAAUGGGCACUUUUGUGUACCAUCCUCAAAGCCAUGCGCACCCACAUGGAAAUACACAGUCUGUGCAUCUGUGUGUGUGUAGUUCUUAGUUGCUCGGUCUGUUUCCUCUUUGAGGAUUCAAAGUCCAAAAGGACUUUCAGAGGCAAAUGACCCCUCCGCAGCCCAGAGCAGCACAAAGCCA